Molecule: messenger RNA, 2785 nt
Organism: Eriocheir sinensis (Chinese mitten crab)
Lineage: Eukaryota; Metazoa; Arthropoda; Malacostraca; Decapoda; Varunidae
Exons: 6
Coding region: 292-912 (206 amino acids)
Molecular function (GO): protein binding
Source: RefSeq, a predicted model, not a curated record
AAUAUGACAGAAAAAGAAAGAAAAUAAAAAUAAUAUGGAUUGGAUAAGAAAUGGUUAGAAAAAAAGCAUGAUUAGAGAGAGAAAAAGAAUGAAUGAAUGAAAAAAUGAGUGAAAAUGAAAAAUGAAAGGACUGGAAUGGGAUGAGAAAUGUUAAAAGACUUGAAAGAGAGAGAGAGAGAGAGACACAGACAGACAGACACGUUUGCAUGACUACUGCACCAAACACUUCCAGCAGUUCCCAGCAAGUCACCCAGACAGACAGACACUUCCCUUUCUGCUGCCAAACUAGAUAUGGAGGCGAUGGAGAAGAUUGGAAGAAGAAGAAGAGGAGGAGAGGAAGGCAAGGAGGAGGAGUCUUUGGAGGAGGGGAACAGGACGCCGCUUCUGUCUCCUGGCGGCGGUGCGGUGCGGCGGCGGCGGCGAGCCUUGGGGCCGCGCUACAAGCCAACGGACUGGGACGAGUCGCUCCCCUACGGCGGCAAGGUGUUUCUGGCGCGGCGGAAGUUACCUGACACCUGGCCCUGCGUGGCGCUACAGGUGCUGGUGGUGGCGGCGGGGCUGGGCCUGGUGUACUACGCGUGGUUCCACUCCGACCACAUGCACUUCCACUUGACGAAGGCCUACGCGCACCUCGGCCACAGGGAAGCUCAGGCCACCGUGGGACACAAGCUGCUGCACGGCAAGGGAGUUGAGCAGAACCACACGGCGGCAAUGGAGUGGUUCGGGCUGGCCGCUAAACAAGGUCAUCCUCAAGCCUCCUACAACCUGGCCGUGGGUCAUCUCCAGGGGCACACGACGCAGCUCAGGCCGGGCGAGGCCCAUCAAUUGAUCCGCCAUGCAGCCAUCCACGGCGUACCAGAGGCGGCCGAAGUGAUGGACCGGGUCUGUUCACGCGGCUACUGUGACGAGUAAGCCCUGCAGUCUCCCCUUCAGUGGCUCCGUUUUCUGUGGUGGUGGUAGUAGUAGUAGUAGUAGUAGUUGUAGUAGUAGUGGUGGUGGUGGUGGUAUUGUUAUUGUUUGUGUAGUUUUGUAUGGUUGUAUAAUUUUGGUUGUAAUAGUAGUAGUAGUAGUAGUAGUAGUAGUAGUAGUAGUAGUAGUAGUAGUAAUAAUAAUAGUAAUAAUAAUAGUAGACUUGUUAAUAUUUUCACUUAUGUUCGUUAUUUUAAUUUUUAUCAAUAAUUCGUGUUUUUUUUUAAUCUUUUUAUUUCUUCAUUUAUUUUAUUUCUUCUGUGUAUAUUUAUUUUAUUAUUAUUAUUAUUAUUUAUUUGUUUGUUUACCUGUUCACCUUGUUACCAAUUACCUGAUGAAAGCUUGGGAGUGAACACAGACACACACACACACACACACACACACACACACACACACAAACACACACACACACACAACGCAUCCACCGUGUAACUAACCACAACACACACACACACACAAACACGCACACGUUACCUUGGGUCCAUUCAUGUCUUCUCUCCCUUCCCUCCCUUUCUCCCUCCUCCUCCUCCUCCUCUUUAUCCCUUUCAGUUCCAUUUUUUCCUGGACUUUCCCUCAAUUUUCCUGUUUCCCUCCUUCCUAUCUCAUUCUCUCUCUCUCUCUCUCUCUCUCUCUCUCUCUCUCUCUCUCUCUCUCUCUCUCUCUCUCUCUCUCUCUCUCUCUCUCUCUCUCUCUCUCUCUCUCUCUCUCUCUCUCUCUCUCUCAUAUUUCCUCUUCUUCCUUCCUUUCUUCGUCUCUUCAUCUUUCCCCUUUCUCUCCCUCUCCCUCUCUCCCUCUUUUUGUUUGUUUGUUUGUUUUGUUUCCUUAUCGCUAGGGAAGUGUAUUCACCUUUUUUUGUCUCGAUUAGAAAAAAAGAAAUAAGAACAGUUCAUGACAAAGCUAUUAGUAACGUUCGUGCGUUCGUGAAAGAUUGUGAAGGUGAAUAAAUAAAAUAAAUAAAUAGAGAGGGAGUUUAUUGUGUGUGUGUGUGUGUGUGUGUGUGUGUGUGUGUGUGUGUGUGUGUGUUUUACCACCCCGAGGCAAGAGGGAAAGCGAAUAAGCCUGAGUGUGUUCGUGAGUUCGUGAAGGAUCAUUGAAGUGAAUAAAUAAAAAUAGAAAUAAAGACAGGGAGUUUAGAGAGAGAGAGAGAGAGAGAGAGAGAGAGAGAGAGAGAGGUAAUUAUAUGACAACACGAAUUGAAGGAAAAAGAAGAAAAAAACGGAGGAAAGAGGAAAAUCACUUACGAAUUAGGGAAAAAAUAUAUAUUAAAAAAAACUCGUUCCUCACUAGCUUUAUUGACUACAGAAAACUAGAAAAAAAUAGGCUUUGUGUUACUCCCUAAAACGUGACAUAUAAAAAGUAAUAAAUAGUAAACAUCCACCUCUUUGGAUUCUUUUUAGGAGCAGCGAGUAGCGGGCUUUUUUUUAUUAUUGUUUCCUUUUUUGUGCCCUUGAGCUGUCUCCUUUGUUGUAAAAAAAAAAAAAAAAUGGUACAUAAUAUUACACAACAAAAAAUAAAUUAGAAGUGACAAUUCCUUCAGCAAAAAAACAGAAAAACAAAAAUAACUAACUAGAAAAAAACUAUAGGCUUUGUGAAACUCUCUAUAAUGUGACAUAUAUAAAAAGUAAUAAAUGGUAAACAGUAGUAGAUAUAAUAUUACUAAACAAAAAAAUAGAUUCGAAGUGACAUUACCUACAGCAAAAAAAGCAAAUUACUAACAACUAACUAAUAAUUAACUAGAAAAAAUAUAGGCUUUGUGAAGUUCCCUAUAACGUAGUAAAUUGUAAACAGUUGUCGAGAUAAUAUAUACCUACAGCAA